AUGGAGGGUUCUACGCCUAGAAGUUUUGCUCAUGGCAACAACAAAGCAAAAGUGUCAUCACAAAUAUCUUUAAUGGCAUUGGAAAAUCACUCAAAUUCAUUAGCAAAUAGACAAAAUCCUAUCUUUACCUUAGAUGAAUUUCAAAGCAGGAGUGGAAUGAGCUUUGGGCUAAUGAAUACCCAAGAACCCAUUAACAAUGUGUGGGAUGUGGAAGCAAAUCAAGCUUCCUCAAAUGCGAACCAAAAUGAUGUGAUGAUGAUCCAACAUACAGUGAACCCAGGAGAUUUGAGCCUAGAAGACACCUUUUUACUCCCUACUUUACCUUUUGAGAGUACUAUGGAUGAGGUCUGGUCAACUAUCCAAGGAAAUCGAUCUUCAACAAACAACCCCAACUUCAAUGACAUUAUUGACUUCUCUCAAGUUGAUAAUACACAUGAGAAUAUGUCGUUAGAAGAUUUCUUGGUACAAAAAGGUGUAAUUCAAGGACCUGAAGCUUUUGAUGCUCAACAAAAUGAAGUAGACUGCUACCUAAAUGAUUGGGAGAACUUUCCUAGUGAUGAAAUAAGUUUGGAUCCAACUAGUAUUGAACUAGACAUGAUGUUGGAUGUUGAAUUUCCACCUCCAAAUGGUGAAAUUAACAUUCCAUCAAAUUCUCUUAUUGAAUGUCCACCUCCAAAUGGGGAAAUUAAUGUUCAAGCCAUUUCUCCUAUUGAAUUUCCACCUCCAAAUAGUGAAAUUAACAUUCCAGCUACCAAAUCUCCUAUAUACCAAGCAAUCACAUCUACUGGCAGCUGCAUGGAAGGGUCCUCUAACAAUAUUGGAAGUGAGAUACAAAGUGGUCUUACUAGUUUUGGGGAGCCACAUAGGAGGGCAACAAAUAUUGGCGUUUUGGAGAUUGCAGCGGAGCAAAGGCAGCGCAGGAUGAUAAAGAAUCGAGAGGCUGCAGCUAGAUUUCAAGCAAGAAAACAGGCAUAUACAAUGGCAUUAGAAGCACAACUACGCAAGUUGCGGAUUGAAAAUCUGAAACUCAUGCGCAAGAUGGAAGAAGUUAAGGAGACGAUAAGACGAGCAGAGGCCCUGAAAAAGAGACUAUCAGAGAAGAAGCGACUAGCAAGCGAGGAGUCUAAUGUAACAAUAAGAAGGACCUUGAGCUCAGAUUGGUGA
Molecule: messenger RNA, 1164 nt
Organism: Diospyros lotus (date-plum)
Lineage: Eukaryota; Viridiplantae; Streptophyta; Magnoliopsida; Ericales; Ebenaceae
Product: ABSCISIC ACID-INSENSITIVE 5-like protein 4
Exons: 4
Coding region: 1-1164 (387 amino acids)
Biological process (GO): positive regulation of DNA-templated transcription
Cellular component (GO): nucleus
Molecular function (GO): DNA-binding transcription factor activity
Source: RefSeq, a predicted model, not a curated record